Messenger RNA from Momordica charantia (bitter melon), 3888 nucleotides. It is a transcript of the gene ALA2, whose product is annotated as aminophospholipid ATPase 2. Gene Ontology annotation, molecular function: ATP hydrolysis activity; magnesium ion binding; ATPase-coupled intramembrane lipid carrier activity. Gene Ontology annotation, biological process: phospholipid translocation. Gene Ontology annotation, cellular component: plasma membrane. The record is from RefSeq and is a predicted model, not a curated record. NCBI's taxonomy places the organism in Eukaryota, Viridiplantae, Streptophyta, Magnoliopsida, Cucurbitales, Cucurbitaceae.
GAAAGGAAAAAUCGACUGCAAUGAUACACCGAAUUACAGUGUUCCUCUGAUCUCUACCGUUGAAUUGUUUAAUCACGGAGUGGCAAGACAAUCCAACGGUGCGUGAUCCGCUCACACCGUUUCUCUGGCUGGUAAGAGAAAUGAGUAAUCAACGCGGCGACUAGAAGAACAGGAUGUGUAAGAAUUGAGUGAACAACACAUGGCGAUUGAGGAUGCCAAAUUCAUAAAUUACUGCAGCAGAGCUUAUCGAAAUAGAUAAGGGCCGCAUUGGACUUGUAACAAUAAUUGAACUUGAUUGAAAGCUUCAAGAUAAAUGAUGAAGCGUUAUGUUUACAUCAACGAUGAUGAAUCAUCAAAUGAUCUUUACCGUGAUAACCGCAUUUCAAAUCGAAAAUACACAUUAUUGAACUUUCUCCCCAAAAAUUUAUGGGAACAGUUCAGCCGCUUCAUGAAUCAAUACUUUUUGUUGAUUGCUUGCCUACAGUUAUGGCCGCUCAUAACUCCAGUAAACCCCGCAAGUACAUGGGGUCCUCUUAUCUUCAUUUUUGCAGUGUCUGCAACAAAAGAGGCAUGGGAUGAUUACAAUAGAUAUUUGUCAGACAAGAAAGCAAAUGAGAAAGAAGUUUGGGUUGUGAGGCAGGGUACCAGAAAAAUUAUUCAAGCACAAGAUAUUCAUGUUGGUAAUUUAGUAUGGCUCAGGGAGAACGAUGAAGUGCCUUGUGAUCUUGUUUUGAUUGGUACCUCCGAUCCUCAAGGAAUUUGCUAUAUAGAGACAUCUGCCCUGGAUGGGGAAACUGACUUGAAGACAAGGGUCAUACCCUCAGCUUGCAUGGGAAUAGAUUUUGAUCUACUAAACAAGAUCAAGGGUGUUAUAGAGUGUCCAAGACCAGAUAGGGAUAUUAGAAGAUUUGAUGCAAAUGUUCGGUUAUUUCCUCCUUUUAUUGACAAUGACGUGUGCCCUUUGACAAUAAAAAACACAAUUCUUCAGUCAUGUUACUUGCGGAACACAGAGUGGGUCUGUGGAGUAGCCGUCUACACAGGCAAUGAAACCAAGCUUGGAAUGAGCAGGGGUGUCCCAGAACCAAAACUUACAGCUAUGGAUGCAAUGAUUGACAAGUUAACUGGUGCUAUAUUUGUUUUUCAAAUUGUAGUGGUUGUUGUUCUAGGUAUUGCUGGUAAUGUGUGGAAGGAUUCUGAAGCCAGAAAGCUAUGGUAUGUGCAACAUCCAGAUGAAGGUCCGUGGUAUGAGCUACUGGUCAUCCCUCUUCGGUUUGAGCUUCUUUGUUCCAUCAUGAUACCCAUUUCAAUUAAGGUGUCUCUGGAUCUUGUAAAGAGCUUAUAUGCAAAAUUUAUUGAUUGGGACUAUGAGAUGAUUGACCGUGAGACUGCCAUUCCUUCCCAUGCCACGAAUACAGCAAUAAGUGAGGAUCUGGGACAAGUUGAAUACAUCUUGACAGAUAAAACUGGUACCCUCACUGAAAAUAAGAUGAUCUUCAGAAGAUGCUGUAUUAGUGGUAUUUUUUAUGGAAAUGAAAGUGGAGAUGCCUUGAAAGAUACAAAGUUGCUCAAUGCUGUUGCAAGCAGCUCUCCAGAUGUUAUACGAUUCCUCACAAUUAUGGCAAUAUGUAAUACAGUGGUGCCUACAAGAAGUAAAUGUGGAAAUAUCUUGUACAAGGCACAGUCACAGGAUGAGGAUGCUCUUGUGAAUGCGGCUGCUUAUUUGCAUAUGGUAUUUGUCAAUAAGAAUGCUAAUAUUCUUGAAGUUCAAUUUAACGGAUUGCUACUUAGGUAUGAGCUCCUGGAUACUCUGGAGUUUACUUCUGAACGAAAAAGAAUGUCUGUAGUUGUUAAAGAUUGUCAGAAUGGAAAGAUUGUCCUCCUGUCUAAAGGAGCUGAUGAAGCUAUACUUCCUUAUGCUUAUGCUGGCCAGCAAACAAGAACAUUUAUUGAAGCCGUGGAUCAAUAUGCACAACUGGGGCUCCGCACAUUAUGUAUGGCUUGGCGUGAACUAGAGGAAGAUGAGUAUCGAGAAUGGGCUUUUAUGUUUAAGGAGGCUAAUAGCUUAUUGGUUGACAGGGAGUGGAGGCUAGCUGAAGUUUGCCAAAGGUUAGAGCGCAAUUUGGAAAUCCUUGGAGUUACUGCUAUAGAAGAUAGGCUACAGGAUGGAGUCCCAGAAACAAUUGAAACAUUGAGAAGAGCAGGAAUAAAUUUUUGGAUGCUGACAGGAGACAAGCAGAAUACUGCCAUUCAGAUAGCUCUUCUAUGCAACUUUAUUUCACCAGAGCCCAAAGGACAAUUACUGUUAAUUGAUGGAAAAACGGAGGAUGAAGUUUGCAGAAGUUUGGAGAGAGUUGUUCUAACUAUGAAGACAACAACUUCAGAACCCAAGGAUGUUGCUUUUGUCGUUGAUGGCUGGGCUCUUGAAAUUGCUCUAAAGAAUUAUCGAAGGGCUUUCACUGAGUUGGCAAUAUUAUCAAGAACUGCAAUAUGUUGUCGUGUGACGCCAUCACAGAAGGCUCAGCUUGUGGAACUCUUAAAAUCCUGUGACUAUAGAACACUGGCAAUUGGCGAUGGUGGGAAUGAUGUGAGGAUGAUACAACAAGCUGACAUUGGUGUUGGCAUUAGUGGAAGAGAAGGACUGCAGGCAGCUAGGGCAGCUGAUUAUAGUAUUGGAAAGUUCAGGUUUCUGAAGAGAUUGAUUCUAGUUCAUGGACGAUACUCAUAUAACCGUACAGCAUUUUUGUCACAAUAUUCAUUCUAUAAAUCUUUAUUGAUAUGUUUUAUCCAAAUCUCUUUCUCUUUCAUUUCAGGUGUAUCUGGGACCAGUCUCUUUAAUUCUGUUAGCUUGAUGGCUUACAAUGUUUUCUACACCAGCAUUCCUGUUUUGGUUAGCGUCCUUGACAAAGAUCUCAGUGAAGAAACAGUGAUGCAACAUCCCCAGAUUUUAUUUUACUGCCAAGCUGGGAGGCUUUUAAAUCCCAGCACAUUUGCUGGAUGGUUUGGUCGAUCUCUAUUUCAUGCUGUUGUCGUGUUUGUAAUUAGCAUACAUGCCUAUGCUAAUGAAAAGAGCGAAAUGGUGGAGGUUUCAAUGGUGGCACUCUCUGGGUGCAUCUGGUUACAAGCUUUUGUAGUGACUUUAGAGACCAAUUCAUUUACGAUGCUGCAACAUAUUGCCAUAUGGGGGAAUUUAGCUGCUUUCUAUGUCAUCAAUUGGAUCUUCAGUGGCAUUCCUUCAUCUGGGAUGUAUACUAUAAUGUUUCGAUUAUGUAGACAACCAUCAUAUUGGAUAACCAUAUUUUUGAUAAUAGGCGUGGGAAUGGGCCCACUUCUGGCUAUCAAGUACUUCAGAUAUACAUACAGACCAAGCAAAAUCAACACUCUUCAGCAGGCUGAACGAUUGGGUGGGCCGAUCAUGUCGCUCAAAAACAUCGAGCCUCAGCCUCGGCCCAUUGAGAAAGAAGUUUCCCCGCUCUCAAUAACUCAGCCCAAAAACAGAAACACAGUUUACGAGCCUCUACUUUCAGAGUCUCCAAGCGCCACUAGAAGGUCAGGAGCCUCAUUUGAUUUCUUUCAGAUGCAGCCUAGUUAUUCAAGAAAUUGCAAGGAUAACUGAGCUGUGUAUAAAUAAAAAUCUGCUGGUAUAAAAAUUAAAUUAUGGGCUUUUAACUCAGCUCAGAUUUUUUGGACCAUUGAAGCUGAAGAUAGGAGAGUUUUUUUUUGCAGUGGCACUCUUAAUUUCUACACAAUAUUUUUGACAAUCCCUGCAACAGUGCAGUCAAUCUUCUCUUUCUCCUCCUUUUCCUUUCCUUUUUGGGUGUAAAUAACUGUUGAUUACCAACACAUUGAGAGAUAGAUAAUAAAAAUUUGAUUCCAACCAUGAAGAAACAA